GAGGCCAGCAGCAUAAAUAACAUCUGCGUCAACUAGGUUUGUGGCUGGAGCCGCUGUUGCCACUUGCUAUUGAAGCGGCACCGUAUUCAAGGGAGGGGAGGGGGUGUUGUAACGCCGCAAAACAACAGUGUCGUGACGGCCAUUUGCCUUCCAGGAAAAAAAAUCGCAAGGCGAGAGGGCGAAGAGGCGAUCUGUCACAAGCGUCCGCGUGCGUGCGUGCGCGUGCGUGCGUCCGCGUGCCCGUGUGCGUGAACACAUUUCACGCAGGGAAGAGAGAGAGAGAGAGUUCGGUCGGUCGUCUUGUCACGCUGACGACUGGAAAAUGAAAGUUUAAGGGGAGGGGGAGGCCGCUGAGAGAAGACCGUGGCACGGGAGCCGAGGGGGUGGCGUGAGAACGUUCUCCCUCUGGGGAGAGUGGUGGUGGACCCUUUGAGAGAGAGAGAGACAUCACAACAUCAACAACAUCAUCAUCGGCGGCGGCGGCUUGGGUUGUCAGUGGCGCGAGAAGAAAAGUUUAGAAAACCCAACAGGGCCAUGUCGGAGCUGCCCUGCACGUCGGUGCAGAACACGGUGGUGAGCACGUCGGCCUUCCUCACCGAGGAGGAGGAGGAGGAUGACAACGCGCCGCGCAUCUGCGGGGUGUGCGGCGACCGGGCCACGGGCUACCAUUUCAACGCCAUGACCUGCGAGGGAUGCAAGGGCUUCUUUCGGAGGAGCAUGAAGCGCUCAGCCUCCUUCACCUGCCCCUUUGACGGGAGGUGCAGCAUCACCAAGGACAACCGCCGCCACUGCCAAUCGUGCCGGCUCAAACGCUGCAAGGACAUCGGCAUGAUGAAGGAGUUGAUAAUGACGGAGGAAGAGCUCCAGAGGAAAAAGGAGAUGAUCAUGAAGAGAAAGAUGGAGGACUCCUGCAAGGAGAAGUGCCGGCCACAGAUGUCGGAGGAGCAGGAGCAAUUGAUAGCCACCCUCAUCGAGGCUCACCACAAGACCUACGACUCCUCCUACUCGGAUUUCGGGCAGUUCCGGCCCCCUGUGCGGAAGGAUGAGUUCGACUCGAGUGACGACUGUUCCAUGCCGGAGGCUCCCACGGACUGCUCCUUCGGCUCCUCCACGCCAGGAGAGUCGAGCAUGAACUCGGGGAACCUCGGAUUGCUGGCCAGCUUCGAAAACUUCGGCCAGAGUGCCAGCAACAUGACGUCGCCCUUCUCCAUGCUGCCCCAUCUGUCCGACCUGGUCAGCUACAGCAUCCAGAAAGUCAUCGGCUUUGCCAAGAGCAUUCCCGGAUUCAGAGAACUGAACACGGAGGACCAGAUCGUGUUGCUCAAGUCCAGCGUCAUCGAGAUCAUCAUGCUGCGAUCCAACGAGUCCUUCUCCUCGGAGGACAACUCUUGGGUGUGCGGCAGUGAAGAGUUCAAGUACAGCAUCAGCGACGUCACCCAGGCCGGACACAACAUGGAGCUGCUGGAGCCUCUCGUCAAGUUCCAGAUUGGACUCAAGAAGCUGAAUCUGCAUGAGGCAGAACACGUGCUGCUCAUGGCCAUCUGCAUCUUCUCUCCUGACCGGCCGAGCCUGCUGGAGCGCGAGCGCGUGGAGGCGAUCCAGGAGCGGCUGUCGGAGACGCUGCGGGCCUACAUCGUGUGCAACCACCCCCCGCCCAGCAGCCAUCUGCUCUACCCCAAGAUGGUACAGAAGCUGGCCGACCUGCGCAGCCUCAACGAGGAGCACUCGAAGCAGUACCUGGAGAUCUCGCGCGAGGCCGGCGACCCGAGCGACCUCACGCCGCUGCUCCUCGAGGUGUUCGGCUCUCCGCUCUCCUAACGGCGGCGGCGCCGCCGCUCGAGCCUCGGUCGUUUCACGUUUGCAUCUGGAAUUUUUUUGUUUGUUAAUCCUCUAUUUCCCGGAACUUUUGUCGUGGUUGUUUUUGUUGUUGUUUUUGUUAUUGAGUCGACGUUGAGAUGCAACCAGUGUGCGUGCUGGUGCAUUGCAGAUCCUUGAUUUACCUGCAUUUUAUCAAGGUCGCCAACUUAGCCAGUUUUUGUUCCAUCCUGGUGCUGGUUAGAAGUUUUGCAUCGUUGGUCUUUGUUUGUCGUUGGGUCUGGUCGCCGACGUUGUGACACAUCUGGGACACGCGCGUAAAGGAUGUCCUUUUGUUGAGGUCUUCGGCCAGGGCGAUUCCACCCUUUGGCGAGAUGACCCCGGCGGAAAGGGUUCAGGCGUGAGGUCUCAACCGGUUUGGUUUCAAGGUAACGCUGACGUAGCGUCUUCUCCGUCUGGCCCGCCUGACCCUUGCGUACGCGAUCAGGUGCUGGUUCCAGCUGACACGCGUUCUCAUGGUUGUGUCUGUCUUUAUGUCAUUUAUUUUUUUCCCCCCUUCCUCUCCACAUUUUUUACACAUUACCUCAACUACGUACGUAUCUCUCCACAGUGGCUGCUCAAAAAACCGUCCCGCUUUUACGCAAAACCAGUGCCAUAUCAAUCCUCAACGACGUUUUUGGUUAAAAUGUUCACUCUUGUCGAGUUUUUGGAUCGUUAAAUAUUGUAAUUAUUAUGAUGACGACGACGAUGAUGGUGGUGAUGAUUGUAGGAAUGAUAGCGAUGGUAAACUGUUGGGUGUGGACUGUGCAUUGUGAGUAAUAUUCUUAACAGAUUGCAUGACUUGUUAAGUCAGCAGGGUUUUUUUAUCGACAAAGCAAAGACGCUGCAACAGAAAAAUGCGUCUUAACAAAAAUAUAAUUUAUUUUUACAGAUAUUCUUAGAGCUGCUAUGUCUGUAAAAAAAAUAACAUUGCCAUCCGUUUUACACGCAUACUUGUGCUGUUUACGAUUUGCAUUGUUAACUUUUACAAAUAUUUCUCGAAAUGAAACAAAAUGGACCGGAAUACGGAUCGACAGUGCAACGGGACCGCCGGAAUGCGACGAAAGUCGGAGAGAGAGACACCGCUCGCUGUCGACCGUCUGCAAGAGAGGACGGGCUCUAGACAAGACGAGACCUCUCUCAAACAAAAAUCCUAGGAAAUAUGCAAACAUUACCGUAGCGAGUAUGGACGAUGUUCGCACCUACCUGGAUGUGGCACUGCCAACUUGAGUGUGGUGAACAGUGCACUGGUUAUAGUGACCCCAGGCCUUUGCUUGGUUGUCUGUGUGGUGUGGUGCGUGGCAAAUAUACGUUGUGAGCUUGCAUGGCACCUUGGUCUCUCUCUCUCGAUAGAGAGACACAACCUCUUGAUUAAAUAAUUCACAAAAUGAUUGUUUAAACUACCUCUGUGUGAGGUUUCUUUCUUUGUUUUUACUAGAGCACAUUCAGGAGAUAAUAUGAAAAAUGCUUAUUUUCAACACCAGCAGGCAUAGCAGCUUCAACUCUAUUGCUUGUUUCAUGAAUGAGAAAAUUAAACUGCAUAAUGCUGCGGCUGUCAAAAACACACGAAUGAAAUGUCAUUCAUUGCAUGUUAACUUUACUAAUUUUUUUAACCGUUUUUUUUUUCCACAUUCCAAAAUAAUCUGUGACAACCAACGACAAGUUUUGUUGAAACAAUGUUGGUGUUUUUUGACGUGUUUACAUGUCAUAUAUCCACGCUUAUGACAAUUAAGUUUCCCAGGCAUUGCGUGUCUUUGGAAGAAUGUGUAAAUCAAGUAACCCACGUGUUAGCGUGCAAGCUCAUUCCUGACAAUCAAGCUAAAUGUGCGUGUGUCACUGUUUUACUUUCUUGCAAUGUGGAAAUUGAUCAGGCAGUUUGUAGCGGCAAGGCAUUAGCUGCACUAGAGUUGGCUAUUUAUGUCUUAACCCUUUUGACAUCGGAAACAUUGCAAAAGACCAGAGCUGUCCAGAGUUGGAGGGGGCUUCAACAAGGGGGGACAUUGCCCCUUGGUCUCCCACAAAAGAGGGCCCCCCCCCAUGUAAACAAAGAGAGCCUGGCUAUUUUUUGUCGCGAAUGAAUUAACGGCGCCCCCCCCCCCCCCACGGACAUUCUACUCUGGGGCUGUUCAGCCAUCGGGGGCCUUCUCUGCACUCAUCACAGCCCUGGGUGGCGGGGGGAGCGGGGAAAGCGCCCCUCCUCGUUUCCAACAAGCCUCAUUAAAUUGGCCUUGUUUUCUUUUAAUUUACGUUGUGUUUUCAAACGUAUAACCCGGUGCGUGCUUGAAAACAUUUACCCACGUCGUAUAUACCCCCAAACAACCUUAACAUGACCACGUUUUAUUUGUCCCUCACCCGCUGCAACGACGGACGACAGCUGUGGUUAAAAAAACACUACUUGGGCAGUUGCAUGAGCAUUUAAAUACACGUCUAUAUUGUAAAUUAUUUAUGUGAUUUAAAAAAAAAGUGUACAUUAUUUUUUGCAAGUUUUAAAGGCUCUGGGCUCUGAAUUAUCGGUGGUUAACGUUGAUGGGCAUUUAGAUUUUUUUUGUGUUUUUUGUUUUCCUUUUAAUAGUUUUCUGAACUGUAGUGUACUUGCCUUUUUCAAACGGACCCGUUACUCUUGGUAGUGCUUUAGUGGAGUGAACUAUAACAUUGAACUUGCUCGAUUGCUGCGUGCUGUAUUUGAUUAAGCAAACUUCUACCUGGAGCUCUGUCAAGGGUGUGUUGUCGCUCUCUUUGUACUCGGUGUUUCUGGAUGUUGUGACAGGGUUGACAAAACUGAAGGAUGUGGUGUCAUCGUCACUUUGAGAUAUGCGCUGCUUUUAUUGAGGGUUAAAACCGCCCUGUUUUAGAGCAACCUAGUUUUUGGACGGUAAAACGAUCCUGUGUGUUUCUAGGUUGACGAAACGUUGCUGGCGCUAAUAAGAGAUCGCUCGUUUCUCUCGUAUCACGAGCUCCCGACGAAAGCACUUAUUUUUCACGACGAUGAUAUAUAAACGACAGAAUGUGUCACUAAAAGUGGAAUGUUGUUUAUGAUAGAGAAAUUAUUUUAGGAUUAAAGAGAUAUAUAUGCGUGCGACGCGGAUGCGUAUAAACACAAUACAAAUUGUCAUACAUUUUAUAUUUGUACAACUGAUGUCCCCUAUGCACAUACUUUAUUAUUUUUCUGCUGUACCGUAUACUUUACGGCGUUUUAAGUGUUCAACUUUACAGAGAUGGGGAGAAAACAUAUUUUAUGAUAUGCUGGUGGAAAUUUAUGUCAGAGAUGUUGUGUCUGUCACAUUGUUUUUAAGAUGAAUUGGUUUUUACGCAAACAUCGGCGAUGAAAAGAUGUUCAGCAGAAGCUGAUGACGUGUUCUUUAAACUAACAACCUGAUGCGUAUCAAUUUUGCACUACAUUAUUUCCGACAUCACUUUCGAAGUUAAUUACCAUGGUAACAACUAAAUAUGCAUUGUAGGAUGUCUCAGUGGAAAGAUAUAUAUAUAAACCUCUUGGUUGAAAAACAAUGAAUGUCGCAACAGCCAUAUAAAGAAUAUGAUUUGUUUAAUCGGUCAUUUUAAUCGGUCAUUUGCUCUUAAACGCGGUCACCCAUCUCGUGCGCAUGCACUGAGCACGAGAGGCACAGACAGAGCAGGACUUAUUUUUACCCAUCACGCAUUGUGACAGGAGAUGACGAUGGUGAUGGCUUUUGCCGAUGGGUAUAUUUCUUAGGAGAUUUGACAUUUCUAUCCUGAGAAUUGGGGUGUUUGCUUUCGUACAGCAACAACAAAAAAAUAUAAGCAGGAUCUUGCGUUCCAGAAAUGGGUAGAAUAGAAAAAAACCCCGAUUUGGUCAUCUUGGACUUCUUGCCUCUCCCUCCUACUCCUUGUCCCGACCUCUGCCCUUUCUGCAAGCAUCACCUCGCCACGCAUGGCACAGCUCUCCUCCUGCUCCUCAUCAUCCUAGCUUGAUCACUAAAGUUCUCAACAAACCACUCUGCGUGUUAAAUGGGCAUUUCGCACAAAUACACAACGGGAAACAGGUCGGGGCGAUUCGGAGAAAAGGACCCGGGUAAGAGGAGGGUGUCGAUGCCUCCGUCGGGGCGGAACGAUGGAGACUCGAAGGUCCCGUCGUCGAAUUUGGGGUGAGUGGGGAGAGUGUCGUUUGUUUCUCCGCGUCGUUUUGUGUCGCUUUUUGUUGUUGUAAAACCUCGCUAGAUACGACGGCGUUACGUGGAAAGUAACAUUCGUGCACGAGAUCACACGCCUCGUUUAUCCUGCUGUAAUGUUAGAAGAAGAAGAAGAAACCUAAGCCAUUUUAACAAAGAAUGUGUGUAAGCGUGUCCUUGCUUGUAUAUCACGCCGUUUAUAUUGCGAUGUCGUUCCGACGUAGAAUUUGUUUCCGGAGACGCAAUCUCGUGAUGGUUUUGACGAGGCACCAACACUUUUGUCUGCGCACGUGUCAUGCGUUGCACUUGAGAAUAAACAAAGAGCUCUUAUAGAGAGGUGGUUUUGUUGCUGUUGUCUUGGUGCAAGGAGUGGUUGUUGGCGUUACCCGCACGCUGUAACAAGUGUGCUGUUGAAUACAGGGCGAUUCGUUUUUUGGGAACCCCGCUGAUUUAUAAUGGCCCGAUUUCUUCUCAAGCGGUUCUUGAUUUGUGUGAAAGUGCUGGCCUCGAUCUUACACAGGAGCGUAUUUCGUCCAUGGGCCCGAUCAGAGGUCGGUACCGCCUAAUUUGAGCAAAACAUCAGUCGUAUCCAUCUAUAUGGCCACCGCGAGUGUAUUAUUUGAUAACCUCGUGAAUUUCAAGUGGUUAUCACGUAAUCCACUGUUAUUGGCCACCUAAAGAAAUUUGGCCCAUUAAAGGUGGUACAAACCAGUUCAAUAUCUGGGCUGGUUAAAACGAUUUAAUACUUGCCGAGCUAUCUGUGAGAUACAUGCAAAGGUUUGUAUAUUAUUAAAUGUUGCUUUCCCUGCACAGUAAAAUGCUUUCUCCGUUAUUUUGUGACGGGGGGGGGGGGUAAUCCAUCAAUUGAUCACCCCGUCGAAUAAAUAAUCAUCAUGCCCGGAAAUUCACCUUUGCAAAAGCGUUACAAGCAACAAAAACAUUGGGUUCGUGAGUGGACGGAGUCACAGAGGGCGGGAGACGUGAAACGGAGCGGACGCAGCCGCCAAUAAUCGCCAUCUGCGGUCGUUGUGUGCGCCGAUUGCCUUCCGCAUUUGGCCACCGCGUUGUGGGGACGUCGUCUCGCCUUUUGAGAAGCAGCUACUGUGGGCGUUGGGUGGUGGGGGCAGUAAGGGGGCUCCGUGUGCAGGGAGCAAUGCAACCACUCAAGUUCGUGCGAAUCACGAGGCACGCGUUCCCACAGGAACCAUGCAUUUUGUGAAAUCGGGUUACGGGACGGCGGGGACAAAAAAAAACAAUCGGGUUUUGUGUGUCGCAGUUUUGUUUUCUGGAUUUUGAACAAAAACGCGUGAUCGCGCUGGCACAAACCUCUGCAACUGGGCGCUCUUGUGCAUUCUCAAGCUGCGCCCGUAGCGUUGCGCGCGUGGACUGCGAUCUCGGUAACGGUGUAUUAUGAAUGUAUGCGGUAUUACCAAAUGACUAGAGUGACUUCUAGACCUGUGCCGGAGAUGCAACCAGCAUUAAUACAGCAAACUUGUACCCUAUGUAAAAAAUAAACAUUAAAAAACCCAUAUAUAUUUCAAGACUAAAAGCUGUAUAUUUUAUGUGCCAACGUUAUGAAUUUAUACAUAGGAUGCUUGAAUGUUUCAUUGGCUCUUGUCGUAUUUAUACUGCUGUUAAAAUAUGACCCCCACCCCCGCAACGACUCACAAAAACACAUCCUAAAUUUGUGUCGUUCUCGACUGCAGGUCUUCGGAGAAAUGCCUUCGUUUUCUGUCACGCGAUGAGCAACCAACAGGCAUUAUUCACAAUUGUACUCUUAUGCAAUAUCACUCCGUGUGGUGGUGGAUCAACAGUGCCGCACAAGGCCGGCCCUUGGCUUUUGACGUUAGGGUCAGGUACAAAAAAAAAUGUCACGUCCGUUUAGCACUGCGUAAACACUGCACGGGGCGCGUUCGUUAAUGUUUUUGUUGGUUAAAAAUGUGAAUGUGUCUCCUCGCCGCGUCGCGACUGACAGGGUAACCAACAGGUGAUGGCUGAUGUCCAGUGAUCUGUGUACGUGUGUGUGUGUGUGCCAUCGAAUUCUGUUGCUGCUGCUUUUGUAGCUACCGUCCACUGACUGAUCGGUGGACUCUUUGUAAGAGGGUCAUUAAAGGUCCCUUAAAGGGUGUGGGGUUGCGGUAACAGAUGUUGUUGCGCCGUGUUCUCGUUGUGCUAUGCCGGUGCUUGCGUGGAGCCUAGAGGAGUCGCUGCCAGUGCCGUGUUGUUUGGGUGCAAUGCGGGUGUCGCGUGGGUGUCAGUCUGGACAAACCGCCGAGCGAGGGAGCAGUGCUUUGUCACGUAUGCAUGUACCUAUGUUGAACUUCUUUCGAAACCGUACGUAGCCAACCGUGAUACUCGGGAUGUUGCGGAGGAAGUACAACAAACUCAACACGUAAAGCAGUUUUAAAGAAAUGACACCUGCAACAGAUGCUGCGCUCCUCCUGCCCCCCCUCUCUCCCCACUAUGAUUGCACACCGACUCUCGAGCGUGAUGGACAUUGAGAGGCAUGCGCAACGUAUUUAUCUUGUGACAUCGCUGCACUCGAGCCGUUCCACAAAUCCGUCGGCACUUUAAACAAAAAAAACAGCAUUGCGGUUUCGUCGAUCCAAGCAGAUUCCCUCUAUUCACUUGACGUCCCUUUUGGCUAUGACCCUCGGGUGUGUGUUUAGGUGUUGUCACUUGUUUUUCUUUAAAAAGAGCUGUGCGCCCGUUUGUGUUGAACACCUUGAAUUAUUAUUACAGAGAGUAAACACAAUUUCAUAGUUUAACGCUGUGUACGAAUAAAUGUGUAAGAUAAAAUAAUGGUUUUCAGGUGUUCUACACAAUCAGCCCCGCUGUGUUUUAUUGUAUCGUACGAUUGUUAAUUUAUGCAGCAACAUUGCUUUGUGAGCUUUACCCCCAUCAUAUUUUAUCCUAUUAAAAAACAAUUUCUGUCGCUUUUCAUUGAAAAAAUAAAUAGAUGUCCAUCUCGCAGCCCUUUUGCAAAUACUGUAUAUAUACAGACGCACAACACAAGCUGUGCAUAUGCGUGCACAUCCGCACACACCUGUAAUCUUUACAAUAAACAAAAGAAUUAAUCUUCUAAACGUUAAAACGGUAUAUUUGUUGAGCUGAGUGUGCAUACGAUUGUAAAAUGAAUGUGUCGUGAAAUACAGAACAUAAAAACGAAAACUGAAGUCUGUUUCAUCUCAAAUAAUGUCGCGUACAUGCAUAUAUAUGCUGACCUACCACACAAGGCGUUGUGUCCUGUACAUAUGGGUGUAAAAUAAAGGCUAUAUUAGGCA
This is a messenger RNA of Petromyzon marinus (sea lamprey), 9286 nucleotides long. Its product is annotated as vitamin D3 receptor-like. NCBI's taxonomy places the organism in Eukaryota, Metazoa, Chordata, Hyperoartia, Petromyzontiformes, Petromyzontidae. Gene Ontology annotation, molecular function: vitamin D response element binding; zinc ion binding; nuclear receptor activity. Gene Ontology annotation, biological process: positive regulation of transcription by RNA polymerase II; cell differentiation; negative regulation of transcription by RNA polymerase II. Gene Ontology annotation, cellular component: nucleus. The record is from RefSeq and is a predicted model, not a curated record.